GACAUAAGAAUUGUCAUUACAGAGGCUCGCAAUUUAUUUUCCAUUUCCCUCGCUUUGCAAGAAAAUGAAUCUUGCCUGAAAACCCUAACCCUAAUCUGGGAAGUAGUAAAAUAAGAAAAAGGAUUCGAACAUAUAUUUAUGCACAUUCAUUCAGUCAGAGAGAAACAGCAGAGAGUAAAAUAGAGAGUGUGAAAGAGGAAAAAAAAAAAAAAUAUUCUCUCUCUUCAACAUUGAGCACCCAAUGUUACCUAACUACCCUGAACUUCACACCAGACCCACAAACUUCAAGAUCCCCACGUACCCAUCUCUCUGUUCCAUCUCAAACCCCGAAUUCGACUCCAGAAUCUUCAUAUGACAGAUAGCCAUCUCUUUGUUUGACCUGAAAAUUUGAAAUAUGCCCCUCAAAAAGCUUUAACUUUUGUUUAUACCCAUCUUUUCUGUUUAUCAUCAGAAGCCUAAUGGCUAUGGUUAGUGUUCAAUCGUUCAUUAUCCAUGUCACAAUUUUCUAUCUAAACCUUCAAUUUAGCUGAAAAUUUUGUUUACUUAGAUUUGAUUUUGUACCACAUAUGCCCCAUCAUCAAGUUGAUCGCCUACUACAAGAACGAGGGACAGAUUUGACAUUAGAAUAUCGUUAGUAUUAUGGGAGCAGAGAAAAGAUGGCUUUUCACGCUCUUCUCUGCAACAUUUCUUUCUCUCCUGUUUCUCUUAUUCUACUCAAUCUCUGCUUUCAGCUCCCCAAAACCCUUCCCUUCUGUAGUCCAGCAUGGGACCCACUACCCUCCUGCCUUCGCAUACUAUAUCUCCGGGGGCCGGGGUGAUGGUAACCGGAUCCUCCGGUUGUUGCUGGCUGUCUAUCAUCCGAGGAACAAUUACUUGUUGCAUUUGGGUGCUGAUGCAUCAGAUGAGGAGAGAGUGAGACUUGUUGGGGCAAUAAAUUCAGUGCCUGCAAUAAGAUCUUUUGCAAAUGUUGAUGUGGUAGGGAAGCCUAGUCGGCUUGUAUAUAUGGGCUCCUCUAAUUUGGCUGCAACGCUGCGUGCGGCUGCCAUUUUGUUGAAGGUGCACUCAGGAUGGAACUGGUUUGUGCAAUUGAGUGCAUCGGAUUAUCCCUUGUUGACUCAAGACGACUUGUCCCAUGUAUUCUCUUCUGUUAGCAGGGACCUCAAUUUCAUAGAUCAUACCAGUGAUCUUGGGUGGAAAGAAUCUCAAAGGUUCCAGCCUAUUGUUGUUGACCCUGGAAUUUACCUAGCAAGAAGGAGCCAGAUUUUUCAUGCUACAGAGAAGCGGCCAACACCUGAUGCUUUCAAAGUAUUCACAGGUUCCCCAUGGUUUAUCUUGAGCAGAUCAUUCCUUGAAUUUUGCAUUCUUGGUUGGGAUAACCUUCCUCGAACCCUUCUUAUGUACUUCAACAAUGUGAUGUUGUCUGAAGAGGGCUAUUUCCACUCUGUCAUUUGCAAUGCACCAGAGUUUAAGAACACUACUGUAAACAGUGAUCUAAGAUAUGUGAUCUGGGAUAAUCCUCCAAAGAUGGAACCGCACUUCUUGAAUGUUUCUGAUUAUGACCAAAUGGUUCAAAGUGGAGCUGCUUUUGCAAGACAGUUCAAGAGGAAUGAUCCUGUACUGGACAUGGUUGAUGAGAAGAUCCUGAAGCGGGGAUAUAAUCGAGCUGGUCCAGGUGCGUGGUGCACUGGCCGGAAGAGCUGGUGGAUGGAUCCUUGCUCCCAAUGGAGUGAUGUCAAUGUUGUUAAGCCUGGGCCUCAAGCCAAAAAAUUUGAAGAUGCUAUCAAAAACCUUCUUGACGAUUGGAAUUCACAGAUGAAUCAAUGCAAAUGAAAGUUCAUAUUAAAAGCUCAUUGUCCACAACUAGAUGCAAAUUUUGCAUCUGAAUUUUAACGACGAAUUCAAAGGAUGAAGACCUUCGCUAGAGAUUGAUUCUUUGGCCUUUAGGUCCAUUUGGGGUCUUCUCCAAUCGUAGGUCAUGGAUAAUUAUACUUUAUAGGAUGGCAGAGUUAAAGGAGAGCCGAGUGAAUUCACUUGGGGGUUUUUGAUUGUAUUCUGUCAUGUGGGCUGGCAUUUAUUCUUAGAGCCGCUAUCAGUUUCAAUCAAUAAGAGGAUCUCCCUCUUUCUUCUGCCAUUGGCAUGCUGUUGUAUGUUAAAAUUAAUAUUCUGUUUAGCACUCUUCCAUAAUGUUGUAACAGAAGAUCAUUCAUUGAAUUCUAAUUUUGUGAUCAGUUAA
Messenger RNA from Jatropha curcas, 2233 nucleotides. RefSeq names its product Core-2/I-branching beta-1,6-N-acetylglucosaminyltransferase family protein. Lineage: Eukaryota; Viridiplantae; Streptophyta; Magnoliopsida; Malpighiales; Euphorbiaceae. The record is from RefSeq and is a predicted model, not a curated record. Gene Ontology annotation, cellular component: membrane. Gene Ontology annotation, molecular function: glucuronosyltransferase activity.